UGUAUAAACUGAAAAUCGUCCCCAAACUUACACUUACAUAGAAACCUACCUUUAAAGACUUCCUCCAUUCAAUAUCCUUACUUCUCUCGCAGAAACACCAAUGGGGAAAGAAAUUUCACAGCUGUCUCCCCUUCUCCUUCUCCUUCUCCUUAUGAUCUCCUCAGGUUCAGCAGCCAUUCUUUCCUUCCUGAAUGAAUGUAGCUACACAGUGUGGCCCGCAACUUUCUCCGGAAAUGAUGGUCCCGCCCUCGGGGAUGGCAGUUUUUCCUUGGCUCCGGGACAAUCGAUCCAGCUCAUUGUCGAUCCCGGUUGGUCCGGCAGGGUCUGGGCCCGAACUGGCUGCAACUUUGACUCCUCGGGCAACGGUAAAUGCCUCACUGGUGAUUGUGGCUCGCUUAAUUGCAUCGGAGACGGCCAGCCACCUUUUACGUUAGCCCGGUUCAUCAUCUCAUUGGGAACCACCGACAAUACCUUCUACGAUAUCAGCCUGGUCGAAGGCUACAACGUCGGCAUGCGCAUCGAUGCCACCGGCGGAACAACUGACUGCCAGCACGCGGGCUGCAUCGCCGACUUGAACUGUCCCCCGGAGUUGCGGGUGGUUGAUUUUUUUGGCUCGGUAGUCGCGUGCAAGAGCGAGUGCGGGGCGUUCAAUGAGGCCCAGUGUUGUUGCGCCGACGACUACUCGACGCCACAAACUUGCUCGCGGACUCAGUACGCGGAGAUGUUCAAAGCGUGUCCGAAUGAUGUUUCAAGCCGUUUCACUUGCUCUGGGUCGAAUUUCUUGAUCACGUUUUGUCCAGAAGAGUUAUGAUCAUUAUCGACGGAUUAUACGCACGUACUUCUUCGUGAAUGGUUUUGUUAUUAGGUUUGGUAUAAUGUGACAAUGUGUGAUGUCUUUUCUUUUCUUUUUUUUUCCUUGGUUUUCAGAGUUAUGGAAGGUGUGGGAAAUACAUAUAUGUAUUUCUUGAAAGAAAAAUGCUCAAUGCAGUCGUCUCGUGUAAACGGUGAGUAAACGGCUGCUAAUAUAGAACAAAAUAAAACGCACCGUUUCAAAAAAUAGAACGCACCGUUUCAACUACUAAAGGCUUCCCUCUC
Messenger RNA from Juglans regia (Persian walnut), 1095 nucleotides. Its product is annotated as pathogenesis-related protein 5-like. The transcript is spliced from 2 exons. The record is from RefSeq and is a predicted model, not a curated record. The coding region runs from base 101 to 811 and encodes 236 amino acids. Gene Ontology annotation, cellular component: extracellular region. Gene Ontology annotation, biological process: defense response. Lineage: Eukaryota; Viridiplantae; Streptophyta; Magnoliopsida; Fagales; Juglandaceae.